Molecule: messenger RNA, 1023 nt
Organism: Filobasidium floriforme
Lineage: Eukaryota; Fungi; Basidiomycota; Tremellomycetes; Filobasidiales; Filobasidiaceae
Exons: 5
Coding region: 141-872 (243 amino acids)
Source: RefSeq, a predicted model, not a curated record
CGAUACUGCGGCUCGGCAAUGAGGACUGCGGUCCCUAAGUUCCCUCUCAACGAACAGUCCGCCUCGAAAGGAAAUGCGAUGAUCAGCUGCUCGGCACGGAGUCAGGGCCAGAGCUGGACAUUGCUCGUCGAGAUGCCUUCAUGGUCAAUCGGAUAACCAGCAGCUGGUGGACGAGCAACUUUGGAAGAGCUGACCUAGAUUUGACGUCUUCCGCGGAUCAAAGACCGCCCCAAAUCGAAUGCAAACCCGAUGGCGAGCCAUUAGACAUGGACGGGAUGGUCUUGCAGUGGUACUUUGAGCUAGCGACCAAGACACAUACGAUCUAUGAUGCGCUUCACGUCGUCUCGCUUCAACCUGCACACCGAAUAGAGGUUGUGUUACGGCUGAGUGCGGAUAUGGACGCUUGGUUUGAUGGUUUGCCUAUGAGCGCCCGGGUCUUGGCUUCGUCUGCUGUGGCGAAACCAUCCGUCAAUCUGCUCGCAUUACUCUGCCUAUACCAAACUUAUCGUAUCCUCAUCUAUCGUCCCUUCUGCGCUUGGCAACCGGGUCUCAGCGACUUGCUUCCUCAAGCGAUGGAUGAGUGCAAGACCGCCGCGGAUCAUGUCAUGCGAUACGUCAGAAUUUUAAAGGACGGCGACGACGUGCGACGAGCGCCUUAUACCCUACAUUCUGCGCUCUACGUAGCCGGUACAGCGUUCCUCUUACAAUGCUCGAUGAUAGGUCAUCCGGUCUCUGCCGAAAAGAGCACGCAGGCGAAGUCGGACCUCGCCGAGGUAAUCGAGGUACUGGAGGAGGUGGGCGAGGUGUGGCCUUCGGCUGCGUCUUCUGCUGGAGCUCUGAGUAAUCUAAGGGGUGUCUGGGCUCCUGGAUGAUCGGUUGUCGAUAUUUCAGGGAUGCGCCGCAAGCGGCAAACGCUGACACGCGGAUUUGGCCACCCACUAACCUCGAAGCGAUAACACAGCGGUCGCGGGGCGCAGUUGAAAUCAGGUGUUUACGGCUCCAAGUCUCGGGAUGCCCAGAUGU